AUGUAUUAUUUUUGCUUUUUUCUCAGCUCUUCCAAUUCUGUUCUGUUUCAGGCUGGUACUAGCACCUUCAACCGAGGCAAGCUGAUGAAUAUUGGUUAUUUAGAGGCCCUAAAUUAUGAUAAGUUUGACUGUUUUGUUUUCCAUGAUGUGGAUCUAAUUCCAGAGAACGACCAGAACAUCUACAUGUGUGAUGAGCAUGCACGACAUCUCUCCUCAGCCAUUGAUGAGAUGAGAUAUCAUGUGAUGUUCUACAACUAUGCUGGAGGAGUGAUAGCGCUCAACCGAGAGAAUGUAAAGAAAAUAAAUGGUUACUCUAAUCUAUACUGGGGAUGGGGUAAUGAAGAUGAUGAUUUAUCAGCCAGAACAAGAGAUGCUGGAUUGUUAUUAACUCGACCUCCUGAAUAUAUUGGAAGAUACAAAAUGGUUCGGCACAUCAAAGAUAGUCGAGCAGAACAUGGGAAUGAAUUAUUUUUAAGUUGGCGUGGCCGAUGGCCACAUGAUGGCCUUAAUGACAGCCUUGGUAUGAACUACACUGUGAUAGCUCGUUACAACCAUCCUCUGUACACCAAUAUCACUGUAGAUGUUGGUUCCAGCAGUUUGGUAAAAGACAGGCAAACAAGCAGAGUCAGAGAAAGUUUGUGGUGGUUUUUAAAUUUCUAUUAUCCUUGA
Messenger RNA from Acanthosepion pharaonis, 669 nucleotides. NCBI's taxonomy places the organism in Eukaryota, Metazoa, Mollusca, Cephalopoda, Sepiida, Sepiidae. The record is from the annotation of a GenBank genome assembly.